Eutrema salsugineum is the source of this 1984-nucleotide messenger RNA. Its product is annotated as proline-rich receptor-like protein kinase PERK15. Gene Ontology annotation, molecular function: protein kinase activity; ATP binding. Gene Ontology annotation, biological process: protein phosphorylation. The record is from RefSeq and is a predicted model, not a curated record. NCBI's taxonomy places the organism in Eukaryota, Viridiplantae, Streptophyta, Magnoliopsida, Brassicales, Brassicaceae.
CCAGAGAAUUAGACACUGGCAGAAGAAGAAUAUCUCUAGUGGGACCUACCACAUGACCCUUCAUUCUUCGUAUUUUUCCUCCUCCUCUUCUCUCCCUUCCGCCAUGUGAAAAGUCUGCGAACACGCGCGUGUCACUAAUCAUCAUCAUCUGAUUUAAUGUCGUCGUCGCCGUCGAACAACACUAUCCCCUCCGUCGCAAAUCCACCGGAGCCGGAGUUUCCCUUCACCAAAUCAAACACGACGACGACUUCGUCUUCUCCGUCGCCGCCUUCCAUCUUCGGUCCUGAUUCGACGCCUCCGUUACCGGCGGUGAGAUUAAACGACGGAGGAGGCUUGGGGAGAGUAGCGUUAGCUGGGCUAAUCACCGGAGUCGUUCUCGGAGCAACGGUUGUUCUAAUCGGAGUCUGCGUUUUCGUCUGUUUCUAUAAAAGGAAGAAGAGGAAGUUGAAGAGAAGAGAUACUGAAGCAGCUACUGCUAUUAAUGGAGAGUUAUUAGCUUCUUCUUCUUCUGAUCCUAAAUUAGAUAAUGCUAAUAGUCUUGAGCAGUGGAAACAAAGUAGCAGCAACUCAGACAUUGCACACAACUUGUUUACUUAUCAAGACUUGGCUAAGGCAACUGAUAACUUCUCCAGCACCAACCUGAUUGGACAAGGUGGGUUUGGUUAUGUUCAUAAAGGAGUUCUUCCCGAUGGAACAGAGGUUGCGAUUAAGCAGCUUAAAGCUGGAAGCGGACAAGGAGAACGCGAGUUUCAGGCGGAGAUACAAACCAUUAGUAGAGUUCAUCAUAGGCAUCUUGUUUCACUCCUUGGUUACUGCAUAACCGGAUCUCAAAGACUGCUUGUUUAUGAGUUUGUGCCUAAUAAGACUCUGGAGUUUCAUUUGCAUGAGAAAGGGAGACUGGUGAUGGAGUGGCCAAAGAGGAUGAAGAUUGCUUUGGGUGCAGCUAAAGGACUCUCAUACUUGCAUGAAGAUUGUAACCCUAAAACAAUACACCGCGAUGUAAAGGCUGCAAAUAUUCUUAUUGAUGAUAGCUACGAGGCAAAGUUAGCAGAUUUUGGACUCGCCAGGUCUUCCUUAGACACUGAUACACAUGUUUCCACCCGAAUAAUGGGAACCUUUGGUUACUUAGCUCCUGAAUAUGCUUCCUCUGGAAAACUCACUGAUAAAUCAGAUGUCUUCUCAUUUGGAGUGGUGCUUCUUGAGUUGAUAACUGGACGCCGUCCUGUUGAUAAAUCACAGCCUUUUGCGGAUGAUGAUAGCAUCGUUGAUUGGGCGAAACCUCUGAUGAUACAAGCUCUAAACGAUGGAAACUUUAACGGUCUUGUUGAUCCAAGAUUAGAGGAUAACUUUGAUAUCAGCGAAAUGACGAGUAUGGUUGCUUGCGCUGCUGCUAGUGUCCGCCAUUCAGCAAAACGCCGCCCAAAAAUGAGCCAGAUUGUUCGAGCAUUUGAAGGCAAUAUAUCUCUAGAUGACCUGACAGAAGGAGUGACUCCAGGUCACAGUACUAUUUACAGCUUAGACGGGAGCUCGGAUUAUAGCUCAACACAAUAUAAAGAAGACUUGAAGAAAUUCAAGAGAAUGGCACUCGAAAGCCAGACAUUUGGUAGCAGCGAAUGUAGCGGUUUGACCACAAGCGACAAUGGUCAGAACCCAUCAGGCUCUUCCUCUAGCAUCACCGAAGGCCAACGUACAACAACGCAAGAAAUCGAACCGGAGAAGAAAACCAACGAGACAACAUGUUAAAACAGAGGAUUCUUGGUAACAAAAGUCCCAACAUUUUGGGGUAGGUAGGUGUAAACAGAUUUUUUCAUUACACGAACUUUCACUUCGUUUUCAAGGUGUGGCCUCUAAUUAAAACUCUCAUGGGGCCUGAUCUUGCACGUGAUUGUUGUGUUGGAGAGUAGUGAACAAUUUUAUUUUUCCGGCUUUGGUGUGAAGAUAUUUAAGUUUAAGAGAUAUUUAAAGUAGCCCUAUUGUCAUUUUG